GAAUUUGCAGACCAGCUAGCCGUACCAUUCCUCGAGACUAGCGCAAAAAACGCUACAAAUGUCGAACAAGCUUUCAUGACGAUGGCAGCAGAAAUAAAGAACAGAAUGGGCCCGCCUGCAGCGUCGGUAACAGGUCAGAACAGUAACGUGAAAAUAACAAGUACGCCAGUGAAACAGGGCGGUG
Paramuricea clavata is the source of this 184-nucleotide messenger RNA. The record is from the annotation of a GenBank genome assembly. Lineage: Eukaryota; Metazoa; Cnidaria; Anthozoa; Malacalcyonacea; Plexauridae.